This is a messenger RNA of Trypanosoma grayi, 1260 nucleotides long. RefSeq lists its product as hypothetical. The coding region runs from base 1 to 1260 and encodes 419 amino acids. The transcript has a single exon. NCBI's taxonomy places the organism in Eukaryota, Euglenozoa, Kinetoplastea, Trypanosomatida, Trypanosomatidae. The record is from RefSeq and is a predicted model, not a curated record.
AUGCAGCACGGCGCCAACCGAUGCCCGCCCGUGUCGCUUCUGUUGUUCCUGCAGUCCGCGCCGCCGCAGCUUACGUUUGCGGCAUUCAGGGAGGACUGCAGGGCAUGUGGCAUGCCGUGGUACUGCACCGCAGCGCAGCAGCUUUGCGUCGCCUUGCUGCUGCGCAACCCGCUCGUGCGGCAGUACCCGCAGCGUAAGGCGAAUGUCCGAGCCUUCUUGAAGCACUUCAUCACACAACUCGAGCUCCCAGAGACCGCCGCACUCCUCGCCGAGUCGCCGGACGAGGACAUCAUUGACACGCAGCUCAUGGAAGCGUACGUGGAGUGCUCGACAAGCUUCGAGGGCGACGCUCAGACAUGUAUGUGCUACAAGACAUUCUACUCCCCUGAUUCUCCUGUGGCAUUCGUGCCGGUGCGUUUAGCCGUUGGCCAAUUCGCCAACGUGGGCCUCGCGCUCUGGCCGGCUGCAUUUGCGCUGGUGCAGCUGCUGCGCGAGGCGCCGCUCGCCGCAUGCGGCCCCGUCAUUCUGCCAUCCAGCGGGGAAAUGAGGUUGCUGGAGCUCGGCGCCGGUGUGGGGCUGACGCCGCUGAUGCUGCAUCGCCUGCCGUGGUACGAGCAGAGGGUGCGGCGCUGCGUUCUUACCGACUACCAGUCAGAGCUGAUUGAUAACAUCCACUUCAACCUGCGUUCACAUGGCAUUGCCGUGGAGGGAUCGACCGACCGAAGUUGCAACGGGGAGGGGGAAGGUGUGGUGCACGCUGCUGAAAUCCUUGACUGGACAGAGCACGGGGACAACUCCAUGAAGGUGCAGAGGUGGGGCUGCAAUGUCAUCCUGGCAGCAGACUGCGUGUACGACGUCUCUCUGAUUGAUGCAUUUGUGACAACGGUGCAUCAGGCACUAGGCGCUGUUGAAGACGCUGUUGCCAUUGUCGUACAGACACACCGACAGGCGGAAACGAUGCAACGUUUUUUUAACGCGGUGCGAAAAGCAGAGCUCAGUGUGCAGUCAUACCGGCUCGUUCCUGUGACCGCGGAGAAUUCCUUGCGGCUGUCGUCACAAGAGGGGAACGUCAUUCUACGCAGCAUCGUCUGCGCAGACGAUUCAAACAGCGGCUUUGCUGUGAUGCGUGACGAAGUGGGUGCCGACGGUAACUUUAUGGGGGACUGUGCGACGAGCUGCGGGAGCGGGUGGAUGGGCGCCUUCUUCGUGCAGCUGGAGGCGGUGGUGGGCGUUCACGUGCUUCGGCUCCAGAAACAGUAG